AUGGUCCUUGAUGGAUACAGGCAGGGGAGAUACAGCAUGGUUGCUCUGACAUGUGCUCUGACAUGUGCUCCCUCUCCUCGCCCUCACCACCUGCUCCCUUUCACACCACGCCUCGCCUCUGUCCAGAUAACGUUCAGUGAGCCCAUGGCAUCGCAUGCGGACGCCACUCUCCAUGUCGCCCCCAACACCCCCCCGCUGGGCCGGCAGGUGAGCGCAGCACAGAAGGGGGAGCAGCAACGGGGGGAGAAGCGAAGUAGCGAAAGCAAACGUGAGUGCAGCAGAGGGGGGGGGAGCAGGAGGGGGAAAGGGGGGUGGGUGGGCAGGGCCGUGGAAGCAGUGCUUCCACACCCGCAUCCUGCCGUGCUUCCACACCUGCAUCCUGCCGUGCUGCCACACCUGCAUCCUGCCGUGCUUCCACACCUGCAUCCUGCCGUGCUUCCACACCUGCAUCCUGCCGUGCUUCCAAACCUGCAUCCUGCCGUGCUUCCACACCUGCAUCCUGCCAUGCUUCCACACCUGCAUCCUGCCGUGCUUCCACACCUGCAUCCUGCCGUGCUUCCACGCCUGCAUCCUGCCGUGCUUCCACACCUGCAUCCUGCCGUGCUUCCACACCUGCAUCCUGCCAUGCUUCCACACCUGCAUCCUGCCGUGCUUCCACGCCUGCAUCCUGCCGUGCUUCCACACCUGCAUCCUGCCGUGCUUCCACACCUGCAUCCUGCCGUGCUUCCACGCCUGCAUCCUGCCGUGCUUCCACACCUGCAUCCUGCCGUGCUUCCACACCUGCAUCCUGCCAUGCUUCCACACCUGCAUCCUGCCGUGCUUCCACGCCUGCAUCCUGCCGUGCUUCCACACCUGCAUCCUGCCGUGCUUCCACACCUGCAUCCUGCCGUGCUUCCACACCUGCAUCCUGCCGUGCUUCCACGCCUGCAUCCUGCCGUGCUUCCACACCUGCAUCCUGCCGUGCUUCCACACCUGCAUCCUGCCUGCCACUCUCCUUCAUUCGCCUUGCCCUCAACCUCUCUCCUUCUCUGCACGUACUCCACCUCACCACCCUGCUGCACCCGGCUGGUGGGCGACCCGCUGCAGGUCUACCUGGACAUGGGGCGGUCUGCUGUCCUCUCAAUCCAACCAUGUCAUCCUCCCCUCCCUCCCCCGCCCCCCCCCUGCCAGGUGGGCGACCCGCUGCAGGUCUACCUGGACAUGGGGCGGGCGGCGGGGGCGGCGGGGGGCGGCAGGGCGGAGGAGGGGGACGUGGCGGUGUGGUGGGGGCGGGGGGCGGACGUGCAGCUCACCUUUGCGCGCUUCUCUGACGCCAUGCCCAGCGGCAGGCAGCACGGCCUGCAGCCCCUCAAGUUCCAGGUGCCUCUCAAGUUCCAGGUGCCCCUCAAGUUCCAGGUGCCUCUCAAGUUCCAGGACACGUUGGUGUAUUGGCACGAGGACGACUGCCAGGAUCCCACGCUCAUCGCUCCAGGCACACAGGUGGCAGCGCACAUACCGACGCACAGCUUUGGGCAGUGCGGCAACAAUUUCAACAACUCCAACGAGGACGUGCUCUUCAAUGACACCUGCCCCUCCACGUUCGUAAUCUCUUAUGCACUGCCCCUCCACGUCAGUGCACUGCCCCUCCACGUCAGUCACUGCCCCUGCACGUCAGUGCACUGCCCCUCCACGUCAGUCACUGCCCCUCCACGUCAGUGCACUGCCCCUCCACGUCAGUCACUGCCCCUGCACGUCAGUGCACUGCCCCUCCACGUCAGUCACUGCCCCUCCACGUCAGUGCACUGCCCCUCCACGUCAGUCACUGCCCCUCCACGUCAGUGCACUGCCCCUCCACGUCAGUCACUGCCCCUGCACGUCAGUGCACUGCCCCUCCACGUCAGUCACUGCCCCUCCACGUCAGUGCACUGCCCCUCCACGUCAGUCACUGCCCCUGCACGUCAGUGCACUGCCCCUCCACGUCAGUCACUGCCCCUCCACGUCAGUGCACUGCCCCUCCACGUCAGUCACUGCCCCUCCACGUCAGUGCACUGCCCCUCCACGUCAGUCACUGCCCCUCCACGUCAGUGCACUGCCCCUCCACGUCAGUCACUGCCCCUCCACGUCAGUGCACUGCCCCUCCACGUCAGUCACUGCCCCUCCACGUCAGUGCACUGCCCCUCCACGUCAGUGCACUGCCCCUCCACGUCAGUGCACUGCCCCUCCACGUCAGUCACUGCCCCUCCACGUCAGUGCACUGCCCCUCCACGUCAGUCACUGCCCCUCCACGUCAGUGCACUGCCCCUCCACGUCAGUCACUGCCCCUCCACGUCAGUGCACUGCCCCUCCACGUCAGUCACUGCCCCUCCACGUCAGUGCACUGCCCCUCCACGUCAGUCACUGCCCCUCCACGUCAGUGCACUGCCCCUCCACGUCAGUCACUGCCCCUCCACGUCAGUGCACUGCCCCUCCACGUCAGUCGCCUGGGAUCUUGUGCUCUUCUUCGCCUGGACCACUCAGGCAGCGCACGCACAGCACUCACAGAAGUCGCACUGCCUCUCCUCCAAUUACAAGUUCGAACUCGUUGUCGAUGACCCCCGCCUCCUGGGCUUCGUUUCCUGGAAGCUUCUCCGCACGCUUGAAGCAGGCACGGUGCCCAUCUACUAUGGUGCACCUGAUGUGGACAACUUCAUGCCGCCCGGCUCGUACAUCGACGGGAGGAAGCUUCCCACCCCCGCCGAGCUACUUGCCGCCCUGCAGGAGUUGCACCUCGACCCCUUGAAGUACAUGGAUCUGUUUGCCUGGCGCACAUGCGGUGUGUGGGGGCACUACGCCCAUGUGGACGCGCUGGGCUUCCGCUCGCUGCCCUGCCGCCUCUGUGAGGCCGUCAGCGCCCGCCACGGCCGCCUCUUCCACCGCCACUAG
Molecule: messenger RNA, 2901 nt
Organism: Closterium sp. NIES-65
Lineage: Eukaryota; Viridiplantae; Streptophyta; Zygnematophyceae; Desmidiales; Closteriaceae
Source: the annotation of a GenBank genome assembly